AUGGCCACCAUCCGCCGAGCCGGAGGAGCAGGAGGAAAAGGAGGCAUGGAGGAAGAGACUGCCGGUGCUCCCAACAGCCGGGCGGAAGCGCCGGCGCGCCACCCGCCGCACCUGCCGACGCCGCUCGAGCGGGCGGCGCUCGCGCUGUUCCCCGUGAUGCUCGCCUUCGGGACCGUCUUCUCCCUCGUUUCGCCCGAGACGCGGGCGGCGCCUUACUUUGCACGCAAGUCAAACGUCUUCAAUGUCGUCUUCGUCAAGCGUGGCUGGGGGUGGACGACGCUCGCCUUUGUUGUCUUUCUCGUCACGCAUCCCAGCUACGGCAGCAACGACAACAGCAGCAACACCGGCUGGGACCUGACUCCGAGGCGUGCCCGCGCGGCGCUCCGGUGGACAGCCGUCACCGGGUGGUGGUUUCUCUUUACGCAGUGGUGUCUGGGCCCGCCCGUCAUCGACCGCGGGUUCCGCUGGACAGGGGGGAGGUGUGAGCUUGCGCGGCGCGAGGUGGAGAUGGGCGAUGCGUCGGACGUGGGCGUCGGGGAGAUGCUCACGGCCGUGGCGUGCAAGGCGGCGGGCGGGCGGUGGCAGGGCGGGCACGACAUCUCGGGCCACGUGUUCCUGCUCGUCCUCGGCACCGUCUUUCUCAUGCACGAGGUUGGGUGGCCGCUGUUGCGGUGGAGCAGUGCCUGGCGCGAGGAGAGGUGCGUCGUCAUGCCCGACGGGGCCAUCAAGGGUGCAGGCGUCGAGGCGGGCGACCCGAACUCCAAUCAAGGACGAAGUCGACCGGCCGACGGCUGGGAGGGACGCUAUGCGCUCGGGGCGGGUGGCAAGAUUGUGCUGGUGGUUGCGGGCUUGAACCUGUGGAUGCUGCUCAUGACGGCCAUUUACUUUCACACCUGGUUCGAAAAGUUGACGGGUCUUUUGACGGCGCUGCUGGGAUGGUAUGUCGUCUAUGUUGUGCCGCGCUUCGUGCCCGCGCUGCGGGCGUGGGUGGGACUGCCGGGGAUAUAG
Hirsutella rhossiliensis is the source of this 1008-nucleotide messenger RNA. Its product is annotated as inositol phospholipid synthesis and fat-storage-inducing TM domain-containing protein. The transcript has 3 exons. Lineage: Eukaryota; Fungi; Ascomycota; Sordariomycetes; Hypocreales; Ophiocordycipitaceae. The record is from RefSeq and is a predicted model, not a curated record. Gene Ontology annotation, biological process: lipid storage; phospholipid biosynthetic process; lipid droplet organization. Gene Ontology annotation, cellular component: endoplasmic reticulum membrane. Bases 1 to 1008 code for a protein of 335 amino acids.